This is a messenger RNA of Naegleria gruberi, 720 nucleotides long. RefSeq lists its product as uncharacterized. The transcript has a single exon. The record is from RefSeq and is a predicted model, not a curated record. NCBI's taxonomy places the organism in Eukaryota, Heterolobosea, Eutetramitea, Acrasida, Naegleriidae. The coding region runs from base 1 to 720 and encodes 239 amino acids.
AUGCCAGCUCCAUCAAUAACCGAAGAAGAACAUUUUAACAUAUGGAAGCAAUUAAAGACCAACCACCUCGAUAGAUAUCAACUCCAACGCAUGGACUCGAGGGAUGAUUUGGACUCACAAGUCACAGAUCAGAGAAGAGUCUCUCUUCCUGGUGCUUAUGCUCAAGUGCAACCAUCUACAUCAUCCAAUAAUAGAAGACUGUCAAUAGUGCAGGAUCCUUUCUCUACUGAUAUAACCAGUUUUUUCAACGCCAAUCACAAACAAGCCACAGCAGGUAGAAGGUAUUCAGUUGCUGCCUCACAGAUAAACUCUAGCUCACUUUAUCCUGGGUAUGAUCUUUCAUCAGUUUAUAAUUUAAAGAAAGAUGUUGAAAACACUAGAAGAGACGUUGUGAUAAAGGACGAGGGUAUCAUUCUCUAUGGUGACUUGAAGAAGAAGAAACUCUUAGACUCUCUCACAUGGCAAGUUCCAGUCUAUGAAGAAAUAAUCAUUGAAAGAAUAACAGGACAUGGAAAACUCUACUAUUGUAAUUACUCUUCAUCAGAUAAGCUUAAGAAGAUUUACGAUAGCGCCUCAAUAUCUCAGGAGGAUGGCUCUCUAACUUGCAACACCAAAUUCCUCCAAUUACACAACAGUUCAACCUACUUUUUCAAAUUUGUAAAAUAUAGUCCUCAAGAUACCAUCACCUUCUCCUUUAGAAACAAAUCUGUAGGACUUUAA